AUGGAAAUGUCAACAAUAGAGACCUCUGAGCACAAAGUUUCAAAGUUCAGGAAGCAAAAGAUCAAAAAGAAAGCCCCUAAUAAGAGCAAAAAGAAAGAAGUCAUCUCCCUCAAGAAUGUAUGUGAUUCAAAAGAGAAGUUACGGGAUAGCCAAUCACCACUACGCUCCAAGAUAUCCGAAUCAGAUAGUCUAAACAACUGGCAGGAGUAUAGUCCGAAUAUCCUCAAUUCUAACUAUCACAAAAUGGAGAAAAUCCAAAAGAGUCACAAAUCUCGUUCAAAAAGAAGUUCGGCUGAAAAAGGAAGCGUUAAAUAAAAUUUCUACGAGAAAGAAACCAGCAGAGUUCAAGGAGAAACAAGAAAUAGCGGUCAGACCUGCUCAGACACUCAACCAAACUGACUCAAAGACUAAGAUAAACAUUCAGAUUCCUCUUCCCAGCCAGAACAAUCAUCAUGACAAGAGAAAAGAAUCAGAGCUGGUAACUCCAGAACAAGAAAUCCCUGAAGAGAUUUCUCCAACUUUCUCCAAAGAUUAUAAUAAUUUUGGAAAUAUUCACUCAAAGACAAAUAGAAAGAAGAUCAGGAUUAUCAACCUCAACCAAGGAGCAGGGCUGGAAGAGAAGAAAAGCUGCACUUCAAGGUCUAGAAGUUGCUGGUCGCAGUCUAAAGGAGUCACCUCUUCCUACCCUAAGUCUCAUCGGAGCAGUCUUUCACAGAAACAUAUGCCAUCUUUGAAUGUACAUGAUAGUCCCAAAUUUGGCACAUCAGCUGUUCCAGCAGUCAAGAAGGACAGAGAUACCCAUAAGUUAGUAAAAAUUGAUGGAAAGAAGAUCAAGAGUUCAAAACCAGACUCCCAAAGUCCUGGAGUGAUCAAUAUAGUCCCCUCAAAAACAAGAUUUUAAGGAAUCUUUUACUGAUCUGAACCAGGAGAAGACUUACGACCCAGAGUUUGAAUCUGUAGGCGACACCAGCUAUGCUCAGAACAACAAAUAUGUAAAUCUCAAGAACAGCUUCGACCGUAAAUAACAACGUAGUGGUAUUUCCAGACCAAAAAUACACGAAAUAUAAAAGCUUAUCAAAAAGAAUAAAAAAAUCGAUUAAAAGGCAACCUCUGAAAGCCUCUUUCGAUCCAUCCCAGGGCGAAGUUGACAACAGUGACAGCUACUCGAUCUCUGAAUUUGAGGACCCCACCAAGGGUAUUCUAGAGAAGAUUUCGAUAUCAAAGAGUAACCUAGUCAGAGAGAGUUACGAGAAAUAUAUCAAUAAUGAAAGAGGUUUCCGCAACCAGAACUCCUUCAUCCCGAAUACCAAGAAAGUGUCCAAGAUCCACUACAAUCAGGUUAUUAUGAACAAGAAGCCUAUUGGACAAUGGAAGCGGUACAAAAGUUCCGUGAAAAAUAAAAUGGAGCUAAACCAAUCAGAAAUGAGCAAGAAUGAUAAGGACAAUAAGAAGUCUUUCAUACUGGGCUCUGAUAAUAACCUCAAUCUUGCCAAACCAGCCUUCUCAUCUCAAAACUUGACGAUAGAGAUUAAGAAAGAUCAGAGCUCUAUUCAAAAGGAGUUGAUAAUGAUCCCCCAGGAGGCUAAAUCUCAAACCAAAAGCAAGGCUUACAUUCGAUAUCCGACGAAUGGGAGAAACCACAUCCUUGAAAUUAAUGAUACAGUAUUGUCUAAGGACAAGAAUGAGCAUCCCAAGAUCAGAAAUAUUUCUCCAUUAGUCAAUAAUGGAAAGGACAACAAAAGUUUCUGCUCACAUAGACACAAAGUUGCUAUCUGUCGUACUCAAAGGAAUCAUUCAGAUCUUCGAGAUCCGAAGAGAAAGAAGAUAGGUCUAAGUGGCAAGAAUGCCAAAAAUGGAAAGGCCUCGAUGAAGGUAUCUCCUCAACACAAUGGGAACAAGAUUGAUGUAAAGAAUACAUUUCUACCUCCUAUCCUAGUCGACCCGGAGGUAAUAUCGGGCUAUCAGAAAGAAAUGGAGGACAACCAGAUAAUAAUCUCAAACUACAAAAACAAGCAUCGGCGUAAUAACGGGCUAGAAUUUGGUCGAAAGUUCAAUAUUCCAAAUAUAAAUCUCACUAUCGAAGACUCUGGUCAAUUGCCAGUUGCAAACGCCGUGCCCACCAAGCGUAAGGAGCACAACAAAUCCUACAUCAGUGGGUACAAGGGGCUCAAUGGCAAGACUUCGAUCCAAUCUCAAAUCAUCGGCCAAAAGUUGACCCCGAAGCGCCAAAUUUCCCCAAUCCUUCACAAAAAUCCAAACCAAAAAAUUCUAAAAAUUGUCAAAAACUCUAAAAAUCCUAAAAAUUCGAAAAUUUCUGAAAAAGUGACUUUCACACCACUGAACAAGAAGGAAUUUGGGGUGCAAAAUUUUCCAAAUUUUGCUCCAAAUCCAGUGGAAGAGAAGCUGAAGAUGCUGACAAAGAAGUCUGAUGGCGCCAGUGGCUUUGUGAUGACCAGGAUUGACCAUAAGUAUUCUAAGAGGUAAUAAUCAUCCAUAAGGCGUAAGUUAUUGUAAGGAGAUGUUAGAAGGGUUUAGAGUGAAUUGAAUGG
Moneuplotes crassus is the source of this 2549-nucleotide messenger RNA. The record is from the annotation of a GenBank genome assembly. Lineage: Eukaryota; Ciliophora; Spirotrichea; Euplotida; Euplotidae.